This is a messenger RNA of Zasmidium cellare ATCC 36951, 1242 nucleotides long. RefSeq lists its product as uncharacterized. The transcript is spliced from 2 exons. Lineage: Eukaryota; Fungi; Ascomycota; Dothideomycetes; Mycosphaerellales; Mycosphaerellaceae. The coding region runs from base 1 to 1242 and encodes 413 amino acids. The record is from RefSeq and is a predicted model, not a curated record.
AUGGCUUCUCAGUACGAACAAAGCUCUGGUCCCGACUUGCACGCGGCCGUGGAGUCCUUGCCGUCGUACCAGCUCGUGGACAAAGACGGCCGGAUUCAACCAGUGAGCGACUCACGAAUAGUGGCAAUCCACAACGAAGACAGCCGCCUAGCAGCGAUGAUAGUGAGCGAAGAAUUGCUCAACAAAAUCAAAACAUCUCUGGACGACGGAAUCAGAGCGAUAGUACAGGAAGAAACAGCGAAAGCGAAGAAUCCUGUGCUCAGGACAUUCGAAGAAUGGGUACAGAAGGAGCAAGAGGAGUUGUCGGCACAGAUGAAGGUUGUCGAGGCUGUCCCAGGGUCAUACAGCUUGUUGAUGUCGUUGGAUCUUCAAUCGAGCAUGCUCAACGACAAGCUGGACUUGGUUGCAGAGCGCAGAGCUGCACUCAAAGAAGAAAUGAAAGAGGCCGAGAAGGUCGCCGAGCUGAGCCAGCUUGGCACCUACGCAAGACUGUACGACCUUUUCAAGGCGCACGGAUUUACGGAUCAUGACGAUUCGGAAUCCCACUCACUGGACGAUGGUUUCCUGCGCGAAUGGGCGGUUCCGGAGCAGGGGGAGAUGGCACAGCGUGACUUCAACGCCCGUGCCGGAGAUGUUCAGGAGGCGCAAUGCGACUUUGACUGGUACUGGGGAAGGAUCAAACAAGCCAAGAACGAGAGCGCAAGCGAAGCUGGUCGGCGAGAAUUCAAGGCGAAUAAUCGUCUCACUCGCAAGUUGACUGAAGCAUGGGAGAGGUUCCGAGCUGCACGCCGCCAUUGCCACGAUCUAGGAGUCCGCGUACCAAACGACAGUCAGUCCUCAUCUCUUGCAGCGGAUUCUGAAGACGGCGAAGAGCAGUUCCAUGUGUUCAUGAAACCGUUCUGCGGACCAGAGAAACAUCCAUGGGUUGCUGAGUGGCUUGAUGAUGUGGAGGAUGGGCGUGGUUCAACAGCAGUGCACACGAGGCGGGAGAGGAUAGCAGCACCGAGACCCGAGAUGGACGAGUGGGAUGCUGGCUCAGAUCUCUGCCCAUGGGAAAGUCAGAGCGAGACAGCAGAGGGUCGAGAGAAGGAUCGCAUCAGGAUUGCUGAGGCAGUGCGAGACAGCCUGCGAGACGAUCCCAUAGAACAACGCCAGAAGGUGAUGACACGCAAGCGCAAGAGGGAUGCAGACCAGAAUGAAGAGGACGAAGUGGAAAUUGCAAAGACGCAGAAGAAGCCCUGA